CUGGGCUUAAACACAACACAGACUGUCACGGACUUGGGCCGCCUUGGCCCAAAGACUUGCCGGGUACCCACAAACACUUCUUCACGCACGCUGCCGCUGCCGUCGUCGCCACCGCCGCCGGCGCUGAAGGGCGCAUGGCGCGAUGGUCGUCUCCGAAGGACCCGGCUCUGGAGGAGGCCCUCCGCCGCAACCGGCGCUGGAUCGUGAACAACCAAAUCAAGCGCCUGCUCCUCCGCUUCCCGUCCCGCUCCGCCCCCGUCCGCCUCCUGCAGUCCCGCUUCAAGACGCUCGACCUCCUCGGCCGCGCCGCCAACUGGCUCCGCAAGUAUCCCUCCUGCUUCGAGCACUUUAGCAGCGAAGGCGCGCCGGGCAGCGGCGGGGAGCUCUGCUUCGGCUUCACCAAGCGGAUGGCGGAGCUCGUCGAGGCCGAGGAGGCCGCCGUGGUUGCGUCCGAGCCGGCCAUGGCCGACCGCCUCGCGCGGGUGCUCAUGCUCGCCCGCGGGCGCCGCCUCCAGGUCUCCAAGCUCGCCGCGCUGCGCGGCCCGCUCGGCCUCCCGGACGACUACCUCCUCCGCGUCCUCCCAGCCCACACCGAUCUCUUCCGCCUCGCCAACCCGUACCCUCACCGUCGCAACGCCGCCGAGCUGGAGCUGCUACGGUGGGUCCCCUCCCUCGCGGUAUCUGCCGUCGAGGCCGCUGCGUCCGCGAGCAACUCCCCCCCGCGUUUCACCUGCUCGUUGCCCCCGUCUUGGGCCAAGUCGCACGACAAGAUGGAGGACUUCAAUUCCACGCCUUACAUUUCGCCCUACUCGGAGGAGUGGGCAGUGCCCGGCAAUGACACUGAUGCCGAGAAGCGCGCCAUGGCGGUGGUUCACGAGCUUCUUUCGCUCACAUUGUGGAAAAAGAUUUCGGUUGUGAAGCUAGAGCAUUUCAGAUGGGAGUUUGGGCUGCCGGAGGACACCACCAGGAUGUUGCACCGGCAUUCGUGCCUCUUCUAUGUGUCGAAUCGCUACAAGAUCCACACGGUGGUGCUCCGUGAGGGUUACGUGGGGUCCGAGCUGAGGGUGAAGGAUCCAUUGGUGGCGGCGAAGGAUAGACUCGGGGAGCUGAUGCAGGAGGGGCUGCACGAGUAUAACCAGAGGCGACGUGCUGCGAAUUUGGAGAAGAAAAGGAGGAAUGGUGAGGUGGAUGUACAGAAGGAGGAAGAUGAGCUGGAGGAUGAGGCAAUGGCACGUUUGGAUAGUGCAGAGAAGAGGGAGGAGAGAAGGAGGUUUUACAAGGUUUUGUUUGGUGAUGACAAUCGUUGAUCGGUUUAUGUAAUUGUUGAGGCUCCUCAUAUCCAUGGUUGCAAUGUUUGUCGAUAUCUCACUAUGCACAAAAUCAGUUACUAAUUGAUGCAAUAAGAGUGGUGUUUCUAUGAAGGCAUGAGGCAGAGGCAUCUAUGAUCUAAAUGCAGGGUGCGGGGUCGAAGAAUUGGAAUAAUGCCACCAGCCAUAUAGUUUGAAUUUUUUUUGGUGGAUUUUAAAUUGUACCAAUUACAUAUGGAUACCUCUAACGGAAAAACUGAAGGAAGCCAAACAUACUGAUGAAAUCAACUAAUGAUGCUUGUGAUAAGGAUUGUAAGAUCUACAUUACUUGCAUAUGAAAUUAUAAUCUACAUUACUUGCAUGUGAAAUUAUAAUGCAGACUGGUGUUGUAUGACCACAGAGAACUAUGCCCCCAAGGAGCAAAUGUUGCAAUUGAAUAGCUGCAAAUGAGAAAUAAGAAUUGUACCCUUCUUGUGGAGUGUGUUUUCUAAAGCAAAUGUCUUCAUCAAGAAAUGAAACUUAGGUGAGCAUGAUUUAAGGUACAAUUUUCCUGGAUUAAUCCUUUUCUCCCCUGUUUUUUAUGUUUUUGUCGGACAAUUUGUUAUAGUUGAACUCUCUUGUUUUCAUUUAGGCAUUUCAGUUGUGAAUUUCUGUAGAUGGCAAAACUUUCAAAAGGUUGUGCUUGUUUUGUCUAGUCAUUUUGGUGAAAUACUGAAAUAACAUAUUUUCGUUCAAUCAUUUAAAUUAUACUGAGAUGACUUUUUGUCCUUAUGUAAGCACUUACUUACUUAUGCCAGUUUGGCGCUGAGUAGCGGGCUAGCGAAAUAUCAUUGCAAAUUGAGCGGUAUAUUUCUAUGUCACAUGCUGUGGGUUUGCAAAUGCAGUUACAGCCUGCUCAAUGUUCUGAGUAUCAAAUUACAUAAAUGGAAGUGAAGUAACUAAAUCAGUAGACAAGGACACAUGAAUGGGGUUAAACAACUUGAGAACCAAGGUGGAUUGUGAUCUGCAGAGUCUGGUGCCCGAGUAUCUUUGAUCCCUUUGGUAUUUAUAAAGUUUAGUGAUGCAGUACUUAUGCCAAGUUUUCACAAGUAUUCCCCCAAAGUAGAUUCCUGUGUAGCAUUUUUUUUGUUAUUUUGAGGGCUUUCUCUUGCUUCUUGGACUUGAAUCUUGAUGUCGUAUGUUAGUAUCGUGUUUACAGGUUUCGCUUUUCAUUAAUCCUUCUGGCUUAUUCUGCCAGAUUGUUCCGAAAAUCUCAUGCAGAAUUCUCAUAUGGCAUCACUUCGCAGCUUCGUUUUGGUCAUGUCGAUCGCAAUCCACGAGCAACAGCAAGUGAUAUGAGGUCAUGAGUCACGUGACCCUGGAUUGAAGCAAUGGAAAUAUGUCAUUGCAGCUCUUUCAAGGUUUUGGGGGAGACUUUUCAAUGUAAAUUUGAGUUUGAUAGGAUUUGCUACUUUGGAAAUUUCCUUAGUAGGUGGCCCAAUUUUUUCAUUGCUAAUUUUGAAUUUCUUAAUUAUCUCCAAUUAGGUGCUUCUGUUGGCCGUUUGCAUUUUGGGAUUUUCUGUUUGUUUUCAUUCAUCAUGGGGGACAUUACCUGCCUAAGCUAUGUGUACUGCACUGAUAACCUACUCUAGUUGCAGUGCCUCCGACUCAUUGUGGCUUUAGUGUUUAGUCUGUAUUGUAACAUUAGCCAAGCUAGACAUUCAGCUUAGGGAGACAUUUACAGUUCCAGAUCCACUUCAUUUUUUUGUUCAGUUCUUACAUUGUCAAAGCAAUGCCGAUAUUACUUUUGAGAUGAAUAAAAA
This is a messenger RNA of Brachypodium distachyon (stiff brome), 3109 nucleotides long. Its product is annotated as protein WHAT'S THIS FACTOR 1 homolog. The record is from RefSeq and is a predicted model, not a curated record. The transcript has 2 exons. Lineage: Eukaryota; Viridiplantae; Streptophyta; Magnoliopsida; Poales; Poaceae. The coding region runs from base 135 to 1307 and encodes 390 amino acids. Gene Ontology annotation, molecular function: RNA binding.